Messenger RNA from Anneissia japonica, 7323 nucleotides. RefSeq lists its product as uncharacterized. The coding region runs from base 399 to 3266 and encodes 955 amino acids. NCBI's taxonomy places the organism in Eukaryota, Metazoa, Echinodermata, Crinoidea, Comatulida, Comatulidae. The record is from RefSeq and is a predicted model, not a curated record. The transcript has 11 exons. Gene Ontology annotation, molecular function: protein binding.
AAACUUUGUUGGUGGAUUGUUUGGGUUGAGUGAUUAUCGAUAAGGUAACCUGCUACGUAAGAGGAAAUAUACCUAUUGUAUCGUUUCAUAAAACUUGAUGUAGGAAUUGUGUAAUACUGUUUAUUCAUUGUAUUAAACUGUAAAAUACGUUCGAUUACAAGGAUCCAUCAGAGAGACGCCAGCAGAGAGAUUUAUUAAAAAUUGGCCAACCAAGAGGCCUAGCCUACUCUAGUACUACUCUAGAUUUAGGCCCUAGGCCCUAGCCUAGUGACAAGUACGAAAAAGUUAAGCCCAUCAUGUGUGGCGGCCUUUUGUGCAGUAGAACGAGAUUCAGGAGCAGGUCCGAUGUUUAGAUGAACAAAAGCAUAAUUUGGCUCUAACAUAACACCUAACUUAACAUGGAGACUGUUACCUCGCUUGAGGUCCGUGUAAUCCAUGGGGCAUUACAUACAGAAUCAACCAAAGCAAUUGAAAUCAAUGAUGAAAUUAGAGGAGUUUUUUCAGCCAAUCAACACAAUUCCAUUGACCAUAACGCCCUGUUACCCAAUCAGAAUUCAGAAGAGACGAUAGAUUUGAUUUCAGCUGAUGUACUUGAUGAGGAACUCACAGAUUUGAUUGGUGUAGCUCAAAACUACUUACAUAGACAGUCUCAUGUAUGUGAAGAUGAUAGUUUCAUGUUAAAUAGGAGUUGUGAUGACUCCAUUGUACCAGGUUCUGGGGGAAAAAACCAAGACCCAAAUGUUAUUAAUUUAGACUGUUCUGUUACAGAAUUUGAAGUUCCAGUUUCAAAAUUAGAUGUGUCUAUUGAAGAUUUAGAAGCUGCUGUUUUGGACUUAGCAACAACUGUUUCAGAUUUAAAAGUUUCUAGUUCUUGUGAAAGUACUGACACAACUCCAAGGAACUCUUCUAGUGAAGAUACUUCUGAAGCAGAAGAAGGCAUUGACACAGAGAUGAGGUGGAAGAAAAAGGGAGAUCAUCCUGAGUAUUCUAAGGAGGAGUUUAAGGAGGAAUAUUCUCGAGGAAAUUCUAUAAAAACAAAAAGUAAGAGAUCACUAAAGAAGGAUAAGAAACCUAUUCAGAAUGGGUUUAAAGAAAAUGAGGAGGGUGGUGGAAUGAGCAAUGAAGGGAGUAUUACUGGAGAUCUGUCCAGUGGAUGCUCAGGAGUAGUUGGCACAACAGAAGCUAUCUGCAAGUUUAAAGUUCCUUCAGAUGAAACAGAAUUCACCAGGAAUGAUGGAAUACCAUGUUCAGGAUUUAGUGGGGGUUUCUUCAUUCCACCACCAAAACCACCAAGAAUUCAAACCCAGUUAAGUGAACCAGUUAUAACUAGCCACCAUACUCAACCCGAUGCAUGUAGGCCUAGAGAAACAAGAAGUAUGAGUCUACCACCAGUACCUCCACCUAAGCCCAGGAGGUCAAUGGUAGAUGAUGAAUGCAAUGGAGCAAAAAGUUGUCUUCCAAGUGAUAACUCUCAUGUUACCAGAGGUUCAGUUGGUUAUCCGGAUGGAAGUGACCUUAGUAAAAUUGCCUUCAACCUUCAAACUGUCAAUGGCCAACCACAGUCAUCACAAGCAAGAGAUGUUAAUUCUAGAGAGAUUGUUAAAAUGCCAAAUGAAAAGGACUCUGAAACACCUGUUGAUAAUGCAGCGAUUUCCAAUAACUUAAAUGGAAGUUGCUCAACAGAAAUGUAUACUUCAUCAGACCACCCAGAUCAUCAAUCUGUGCAGGACAUGGGAAAUGGUGAUGUUUUUGAAUGUACAGGGGGAAGUGUAAUCUUACGCAAUAAACAUAAGAGCAGUAGUCAUACUGAGAAGGGCAAAGACCAGCAUAAUGGCUGCAGUGUGACAUCAACUUCUCCAACGAUUGAUGAGAUAGAUCUUGAUGAUGGCCUGUUAAGAGACGACAUCACUGGUGAUUCAGAAGGUGUUGCUUAUAAUUCGUCUCAUAACACAGUCAAUGGAAGCAGUGUGUCCACAGCAGUUGGAAUUGGUUCAGAUGAAGAAGAGAACUUGCAUACCAAUAUGGACUUCCGUGGCUGGACAUGGGUCUAUAUUGGUGAUGAUGAUGAAUUACUCGCCAAAAUUCAACUUGAAGGACAAGACAGAACUGAUACUGGUAAUGUCCAGGAUAUGUUUAAUGAGGACACAAGUUCAGUAUCAACAACAGCCUCAGAGAAAGAGUUCAAGAUCCAAGUACAAACAAGCACGCGCAUCCACCGAAAAACUUCAGAAAUUGACUACCAACGAGUAUCAAUGUUUAAUACAAGGGAAAGGGACAUAUGUUUAAAGAAAAAGAACAAUGUGUUUGGUUUCCGGAUUCAGAGGAGUCGUCCAGUUGUUGUAACUGAGGUUGACAAAGGAGGUGCAGCCGAAGAGGCAGGAAUUAAAGUUGGCGAUGUGAUCCUUAGUUUAAAUGGACAUGAUGUUAGUAAUGCAGCUCAUUCGGAUGUUGUCAAGCAUGCGUCAUCCACAAACGAAAAUGAUCACCUAACAUUGGUGGUAGGAACAAAUGUGUGCAACAGCUUGAAUCUCAGGUCUGAUCAGUCAGUAAUGUCAGGAUAUAUGUACAAGAGAGGUGGAUCUGGUUUGUUACAGACAUGGAAGAAACGCUGGUUUGUUCUGAAACAUGAUAACUGCCUUUACUACUACAAAACCAGCAAGGAUGUGGACCCACUAGGAGCAAUUGUUCUUGCCAAUUACACUGUCGUAAAAGCAUGGGAUCUUGAUAAACCAUUUGCGUUUAAGCUGAGCAAGUUCAAAGCCCGGACAUAUUACUUCCACACCACAUCCGAAGAGGAACGUACUAAGUGGGCCUCAGCCAUCACAGAUGCUACAAAUCCGACGAUAAAAUCAAACAUCUGGAUGGGUAUCAGUACACACAAUGUUAGUAUUCCUGCACUAUCAAUCUCCAACCCAGAAUGCAUCGGGUACCUGACGAAACGUGGAGACAAACACAAGACAUGGAGGCGAAGAUUCUUUGUCCUCAAAGAUGCUUGUAUGUACUACUAUGAAAACAACAGUUCUGCUAAAGCUCUAGGUGUUGUGCAUUUCCAUGGUUACACCAUCCAGGAAAUCAGAACCAAUAGUAAGAAGUUUCCGUUUGAUUUGAUCCCACCUGAGCCGGACCUGAGAACAUACCACUUCUUAGCAGAUCACGAAACGGACCGUAAACGGUGGGUGGCAGCUCUUGCAUCCUCCAUAGGCAAGUGGGUCAGGACAGAUGUUUGUAACUCUGAUGAUGAAGAAGGGACUGAAAUGCUCAUCUGAAAUGCUCAGUUUUAAUGAUUCAUCAUGAUGUUUGGCAAACACUGAUAGGAAUUACUCAGAUGGUGAACAGUAGGUAGUUUUUGCUGCAUGACGUUGAUCUUAACUUUAACGUUAGUACCCAUCAUGCAACGUGAUAGCUCCGCCCCUUUUGUAAACAAAUCGAAAUACGCAUGCGGAAACCUGUAACUAACGUACGUCGAGCACAUAAAAUCCUGAAAUUAACAUACUCCACAAUGCAAGAUUAAUGAAUUAAGACGUCAUCCAUUAACGUUAAGGUUAACAUCGUGCUGCGAAAACUACCGAAUGAUGCAUGCAGUCACAACUGAGAUAGGCCCACUCAAAUGAUGUUAAACAAAAUUCAAAGCUUAAAGUCAACUAAUCAUCUGUGGUACCAAACUGAUGUUGUGCUCAUCUGAAAUGCUCAACACAUACAUGUAUGGUGUAUGCUCACCAGAGGUACAAAACUCUAGUGCUCAUCUGAAUUUUUUUUAAAUUGCUCAACUAAAACUGUCAACUGAAGUACUCAACUGAGAAGCUCAUUUGAGAAUGAAUGAAGUUGGUGAAAACCUUGUUUUCUUAAAAAUGCUUGUCAUCACAUAAGAUGCUUAUCCAAAAUAAUAAACUAAGGUUAUCAACUGAGAUGCUAAUUUGAGAAUGACUGCACUACACCUAAUGAAGUUUGUGAAAGCCCGGUGUUCAUGAUAAGUUUGCUAGACAUCAAGUGAUAUGCCCAUUCAAAAUGCUUAACACAAAUUUUCUCUAAUAAAACUGAGAUGCUCAUUUGACAUUCUAUUCAAAAAUACUCAACUGAUUCACCGGUGUUCAUGACAAGUUUGAUGCUCAUUCAAAAUGCCUAACACAAAUUUUCUCUAAUAAAACUGAGAUGCUCAUUCGAUAUUCUAUUCAAAAAUGCUCAACUGAUUCACUGGAGAGCAGACCUGCCAAGUAUCCCACAUUGUUUUCUCACGGCAGGGGUUCAGCCAGAAAAACGAAAUAGGCCAUCUAAAAUAUGCGUUAGUUUGAAAGAAUUUGCUAGAGUAGACGGCGCUGAGUAGGCUUAGCCGCCCAAGCCGUCACGGUAAAAGUGGCCGUCCUAAAUAAUUGUUGGCCGUCCAAAAGAUGUCUAGGCGGCUCGCUGGCUAACCCCUUGUCCCACGGUCCCGCCCACAUUUGUAAAAUGUUGUUAAAAGUCACACAUUUCCUUCCUGCAUAAGCUGAUGCUUAUGCAGGAUUUUUGAACACAAAAAUAAAUGUAAUUAAUGAAGAAAUUAUUGCCUAAGAUGGUUAGUAUGUUGUUUGUUUCAUUCAUGUCCCCACAUCUGCAGUGUUUGAAUGUGCUUUUAUGGCCACCUGCAGAAACCCUAUUCUUAAAAUUGUUCACCCCAGCCACAACCAUGUUCGCGCUUCCCUAUAUAAGUUUCCAGCAUUUUUUUCUAUAACCUUAGCAGGUCUGGGAGAGGCUCAUAUGUUGUUGGCCAAAAUUCUUAAUCAAAUAUGUAAAAUAAUCCAGCCUUGAUUGUACACUAGCUGUGACCAAGCCUUGAUGAUAGAAAGGCAGUACAGUAAACAUAACCUUGAUUGAUUUAAAUGAUUCCUUAUCAGUGAUACCUUGAAGACUUCCAGAACCUUUUUUAUAAUUAAAUUCUCUUUAAACAGGGUCAUUACAUUAAUUCUAUGUGAUUAAUGUUCUAUUAGAGCAACAAAAUUAUAACCUAGUAGCUUUUAAUAAAUCGAAAAGUACACAUUUUCCUUCAAUUAACAUUUUGCAUUAUAAAUAAUAAUGCUUUUAAGUGAGGCAUUCAUUGAAUUGAGGUAAGUUACUGUAUAUGGAUUUCAGCCUCUAUCUGAAACUCAAACAGAGCAGGUCAGAGUUUUAAAUAAGUCUCCAUGUUAUAGUGCUUACACAGUGGCUACCGCCAGAUUAACCAACUGAGCUAAGGUGCUUUCUUUGUAAAGCUCCAUUCAGAUUAUCAAAUUUUCUUUAAAAAAAAAUGUUGUAUGCUCAUAUAUGGUCAUGAUGUGAUGUCAUCAGGACUAUUAUUAAUCUGAUAGUCUGGACAGGGUUUAAAUUAAUGUAGCACUUUUCCAGAUGGAUCACAUGUGAUUCUGAAUGAAAACAGCAAAGGUUAAUACAAACUCAGAAGUGGCUCAUAUAUAUCCUUGUAUAUAAAAAUGUAAAAUUGUUAUUUUAUGUUUAUGAUACAUUAUUUUAUUACCAUUAUUAUAAUUUAUGUGUAGAUGAAUGAACAUUUAUUUUUUUUAGUAUAGUAUGUAAGUAGUGUACAGUAUACCACCUCAUUUUUAAAGAAAGUAUUUCAGCAUUAUAUUUUAUAUGUGUUAAUAUUUUAUUUUUAUUUAUUAUUAUAAAGUUGAUUUGAACAGUGAAACCAAACUGAUAUUCAUAAUAUUUGCUGUGGUUAUUUUUUGAACUACCCUGAUAAUUUUACAGUGUGUGAAGGGAAAGACAUUCAGUUCAGUUGCUUUUUUUGCCCGAUUAUAAUGUUGAUACUUGUCAUGUCAGUGAUGAUGUCAUGAACGAAGAGAAGUUAAAAUGUACAAGGAAAAACUAAUCUAAAUUGAUAACCGAUUAUCACUACAGGUCUCCCUUCAAUUAAAAACCCCUCCAAUUAUAGACCACCUCCAAUAAGACCACUUCUCUGUAGUCCAAUAUUAAUAGAUCUGUCUUUUAUCGUUAUUACUCAAUUUGAGACCAAAGCUGCUAAAGUCCAUAGAAACCCCAGUCCCAAAAAUGGUCUUUAAUUGGAGGGAGACAUGUUUUUCUCUAAUUGACUAUGAAAUAUCACUGCUGAUUUGUGUAAUCCAAAUGUAAAGAUGUUGUCAUAUACAAAGUAUAUCACAAAAGAUUAGUGUUUCAACCAUUUUGAAGGGCUGCCAACCUUGUCUAUUAUUCUUGCUUUCUUGAUUCUACUAGAGGUCAAAUAGUUAAAGUACUAUCACCUUGUAUUCCAUUAAACAUUUUCUAAACAUCCUUUAGAUUUAUGCUAAUUAGCAUGUCUUCUAUCAGAGUACUGUACCAUUAAAGAACAUUACUUUAUUAUUAAUUAUUAAUUAAUUAUAAGGUCAUCUUGCCAUUUAUUAUUAAUUGAUAAUAAGUUUUUCUUGCCAUUUAGUUGUACAGUAACAUCGUUUUGAUUCAGUAUCGAACAUUAGUUAUCAUGUAUCUCCCACCAGUGUAACAUAAGACAACAUUAGUUUAUGAAUAAUAGGAUCAUCUAGCGGUUCAGUUGUACAGUUGCGUUAACUAUAUAUUGUGCUGGAAUUUUACUUAAACGAGUUAUACCAGUUCUCUAAAUCAAUCUUUAUUAUAAACUCAAACUUUAUAUAUUUCAUUAUAAUAAUAAUAAUAACGCCAUUCUUUACAGUGCAUUCUGCAGCAAAAAGGCUCAAUGCGCUUUACAAGAAACAAAAUUUUGACUUAAAAAACAGUUCCAAAAUGCAUUUGCACUAUCAGUAUAUCUCUAUAUUACAUGUAUAUUGUAUUAUAGUUUCAAGAUAAUUUGUGAUUAAAUUUAACUGUUUGCAUAAAAAUAUGGAGACUUAAAAAUAAAUAAGUAUGGUGCCAUAUUGAUCUGGCUAAGAGUGGCAAGACGAUAGAUACAAAUGUUUUUUAUCAUACCAUUUUUUUUGUAAAAUGUAUUAUAUUUGACUAUGCAAUUUUUCAUGAAGUACAAAAUGUGGUUUUAUUUGAUUAUAUUUCUAAUUGAAAAAAUACCCAGUGCAUUGAACUUAAUUUGUUGUAAAUUUGAAGUUGGAUAAAGUAUUUUGAAAUGGAAGCUAACCUUAAAGAUGUCUGAUAAUUAGAAGGAGAAUUUGUUGUUAUUGAGUUUUAAUUUUUAAAAUUUAUUUCUUUUUUAUUGAAAGAAACAAUUUGUUGAUUUUGAAGUGAUAUUGGCCAGUUUUAUAUUUGUUAGUUUACUGAAUAUACAUAUAUGAUUUACAUAAUAUAAUAUCUAAGAAGAUAAUAACCUUGUAAUUGUUAAUCCAUAUUAUGUAGAAUUUUUAUGUAAUAAAGUUAUAUUUACCGUUACCUUCAAAA